Molecule: messenger RNA, 1500 nt
Organism: Alligator sinensis (Chinese alligator)
Lineage: Eukaryota; Metazoa; Chordata; Crocodylia; Alligatoridae
Gene: KCNA2
Product: potassium voltage-gated channel subfamily A member 2
Exons: 1
Coding region: 1-1500 (499 amino acids)
Biological process (GO): potassium ion transmembrane transport; protein homooligomerization
Cellular component (GO): juxtaparanode region of axon; dendrite; membrane
Molecular function (GO): protein binding; delayed rectifier potassium channel activity
Source: RefSeq, a predicted model, not a curated record
AUGACAGUUGCUACUGGAGACCCCACGGAUGAAGCGGCAGCUUUGCCCGGUCACCCUCAGGACACGUAUAAUCCCGAGACCGAUCAUGAGUGCUGUGAGAGGGUGGUCAUUAACAUCUCGGGGCUACGGUUUGAAACGCAACUCAAGACGCUCGCUCAGUUUCCAGAGACCUUGCUAGGGGACCCUAAAAAGAGAAUGAGAUAUUUUGACCCUCUCCGGAAUGAAUAUUUCUUCGACCGAAACAGACCCAGCUUUGAUGCUAUUUUGUACUACUACCAAUCCGGUGGCAGGCUAAGAAGGCCUGUUAAUGUGCCCUUAGACAUCUUCUCUGAAGAGAUCCGGUUUUACGAACUUGGGGAAGAAGCUAUGGAGAUGUUCCGGGAGGACGAAGGCUACAUUAAAGAAGAAGAGAGGCCUCUUCCUGAGAAUGAGUUUCAGAGACAAGUAUGGCUGCUCUUUGAGUAUCCUGAAAGUUCAGGACCUGCCAGGAUUAUCGCUAUUGUCUCUGUCAUGGUGAUUUUAAUUUCUAUCGUGAGCUUUUGCCUGGAGACACUUCCCAUUUUUCGGGAUGAGAAUGACGACAUGCAUGGCAGCGGGGUGAGCUAUCAUCCCUACUCCAACAGCACCAUGGGCUACCAGCAAUCCACCUCAUUCACAGACCCCUUCUUUAUAGUAGAGACACUUUGCAUCAUUUGGUUCUCCUUCGAGUUUUUGGUGAGGUUUUUUGCCUGUCCCAGCAAGGCUGGGUUUUUUACCAACAUCAUGAACAUUAUUGACAUUGUAGCCAUCAUUCCCUACUUCAUCACCUUGGGGACUGAACUGGCUGAAAAACCAGAGGAUGGCCAGCAAGGCCAGCAGGCAAUGUCUCUGGCCAUCCUUCGAGUUAUCCGCUUGGUGAGGGUCUUCAGGAUCUUCAAACUGUCCCGGCACUCCAAGGGGCUGCAGAUCCUGGGGCAGACCCUCAAGGCCAGUAUGAGGGAGCUGGGCCUCUUGAUAUUUUUCCUCUUCAUCGGUGUCAUCCUGUUCUCCAGCGCUGUCUACUUUGCAGAGGCUGAUGAGAGCGCAUCUCAGUUCCCCAGCAUCCCAGAUGCAUUCUGGUGGGCAGUGGUUUCCAUGACAACAGUUGGCUAUGGAGACAUGGUCCCCACGACCAUCGGUGGUAAAAUAGUGGGCUCCUUGUGUGCCAUUGCAGGUGUAUUAACGAUUGCCUUACCAGUGCCGGUCAUAGUGUCCAACUUCAACUACUUCUACCACCGUGAGACCGAGGGAGAGGAGCAAGCACAAUACUUGCAAGUAACCAGCUGCCCAAAGAUCCCUUCUUCCCCUGACCUAAAGAAAAGCAGAAGUGCCUCCACAAUUAGUAAGUCGGAUUAUAUGGAGAUUCAGGAAGGUGUAAACAAUAGCAAUGAAGAUUUUAGAGAGGAGAACUUGAAAACAGCCAAUUGCACCCUAGCUAACACAAACUAUGUUAAUAUCACCAAAAUGUUAACCGAUGUCUAG